AGCUCAACUGCUCAUGUUUCGGAAAAUUUAGAAAUAAAAAUUGUAUUUUUAUCAUUAUUAUUAUUAUUAUUAUUUUUUCCAAAAUAUAAAAGAUUUUAGCUUCUCUUUCAUCACUGUGUCUGUCAUCAAAGCUUGAAGAACACCACACCACUGACACUAUCGCCACCACCAUCACCACCAACUCACCACUCUGCAACCGUAGAGAGAGAAUUUCAGGUUGUGGAGGGAGAAAGUCUAGAGAGAGAGAGAGAGAGGUUCUUUGGUGUUGGUUUUGGUUUUGGCUUUGGUUUUGGAUAUGUUCUGUUCAUGGUUUCUGGUUUAGUAUUGUGUAAUCUGGUUAGGUGGGCUGAUUCAGAUUUUGUAUUAGAGAAAAGGGUGGUUGUUAGAUUUUUUUUGUGUUACAGUUUCUGUGAUUUUCCCGGAAAAUUUUUCUUGUAAAAGUCGAGUCUUUUUCAGUCCUCUGUUUUCUUUUUCACGAGUCUAGAGCUAUUUUCAGCCAACUAAAAAGAGAAGAAUACUGAUUGGGGGGUUUUUGUUAGCUCGUACAAGAUCCACAAAAUUCACCUGAAACAAUCACGUCCACUUCUCUGAAUUUUUUUUUUUUUUUCAUUUUUAAUUUGUUCUGAUCGGUAGGUAGGUAGAACAGGAAGAAAGAUAAACCCAGAAAGAGUGAGAAAAUUAGAGAGAAAACAGAAGAAAAGUUGAAGAAGGAACAGGAAUCAAUGGAGUCUGAUCUCCAUCACCCUCAACAACAAAUGGGCUCCUCCUCCGGCUUGAUGCGUUAUCGGUCGGCUCCGAGCUCGUAUUUCACGAACAUACUCGACAGAGAGUUCUGUCAACAGUUCUUUAAUCGGCCAUCGAGCCCUGAAACGGAGCGAAUUUUUGCUCGGUUUAUGAACAGUGAUGACGGCGGAGCUGGUGACGACGGAGGCGGAAGUCUUGGUGGUUUAGCCGAAACGACACCUCAGAAGUUGUCGUCUGAGACAGCCCAAUUCGUAACUUCAACGGCGAUGAGUAACGAGCCAGCUGGUGGCGUCGCAGGGGCGGUUCUCCCGCCACAACCGCCGCAACAACCGACAAAUUUGAGUAGCUAUUCCUCUGCUUCGCCGAGCUUUUACCAGAGUCAGUCAAAGCCACCUUUACCUAUUCAGAACUUGGCUUCGAGUAACGAAGCUUCUGCUUAUGUGAAUCAUUUCCCGGCGAUGAGAACCGGCGGUGUCAAUAACUCCAACCUUAUCAGACACAGCAGCUCUCCUGCUGGACUUUUUGCCAGUAUUGAUAUCGAAAGCUUGGCUGCAAUGAGAGGCAUGGGGAGUUACGGAGCCACUACCAGUACUAACGAAGAUGCAACUUUUUCUUCGUCAAACAAGUUAAAGAAUUUCUCAUCUGGGGCUGGUCUAAUGAGUCAUCACUUAGAUGAACUCAUCGAUGACAAAACCUUGGUGGCAGCCAUUCAAGACCCCAGCACUGAAGCUUUUGGUGAAGGUCAUAGCAAUAGUAAUUUCGUCUCAAAUUUUCCAAUGGGUUCUUGGGAUGACACUGCUAUUAUAUCUGAUAACAUCACUGGUUUGAAACGGCUCAGAGAAGAAGAUGAGAAACCAUUUUCCGGGUUGAACAGUAAUGCAUCAGAAACUCAGAGCAUGGAGACUGGAACUAGACCUCCCACCAUGCUAGCCCAUCACUUGAGUCUGCCCAAAACAUCAUCAGAAAUGGCAGCCAUUGAAAAGUUCUUACAGUUUCAAGAUUCUGUUCCAUGUAAGAUUCGAGCUAAGCGAGGCUGCGCCACUCACCCUAGAAGCAUAGCUGAGAGGGUAAGAAGAACCAAAAUCAGUGAAAGAAUGAGAAAACUACAAGAGCUUGUACCCAACAUGGAAAAGCAAACAAACACAGCCGACAUGUUAGAUCUGGCAGUUGAGUACAUUAAAGAUCUACAGAGCCAAGUACAGACACUUUCUGAUGAUCGUGCCAAGUGUACGUGUUCAAACAAGCACCAGCAAUAACACAAAAGCUCUGGAAGUGACUUUGGUUGUGUGUUGUUAUGUACAGAGAGAGAAUCAUGGAAGUUUGGGUAAAAGAGCUCUGAGAUUGUCUUUUGAAAAAGAAGAAAACAAAAUGAUGAUAAUAAUGAGCUAGCUCUUUAUUUAUUAUUAUUAUUAUUAUUAUUAUUAGAUUUGAAGUGGGUUUGAGUUUGAGAGGCUGAAAAUGAAAAAGAAAAGGUACUGUGUAGAAUCUGACCAGACCCCAAAUAUUUUAAUGACUCAAAAUAGAAAUUGAAGGUGUAUAGUAAUAGUAUAUAUAUAUAUAUAUUAUUUUUUACAUAUUAUAUUGUGGUUGUAGCCAAUAACACCAUGUAACAUGUGCUGUUUUCAGUUCUGUAACUCAGCCUAGUUGAAUAGCAUUUAUUUUUCUAUCAUUGCCACUAAACUAAAGCCUUCAUUUUUUUUACUUAUUUAGUUUCAUGGUAUGCAUGUUGCACAGUGAAAAUAAAAUAAAAAAGCUUUCUUUUUUA
Molecule: messenger RNA, 2509 nt
Organism: Humulus lupulus (European hop)
Lineage: Eukaryota; Viridiplantae; Streptophyta; Magnoliopsida; Rosales; Cannabaceae
Product: transcription factor bHLH130-like
Exons: 6
Coding region: 723-2000 (425 amino acids)
Biological process (GO): regulation of transcription by RNA polymerase II
Cellular component (GO): nucleus
Molecular function (GO): DNA-binding transcription factor activity, RNA polymerase II-specific; protein dimerization activity; RNA polymerase II cis-regulatory region sequence-specific DNA binding
Source: RefSeq, a predicted model, not a curated record